This is a messenger RNA of Vigna radiata var. radiata (mung bean), 1884 nucleotides long. Its product is annotated as probable polyamine transporter At1g31830. Bases 324 to 1754 code for a protein of 476 amino acids. Lineage: Eukaryota; Viridiplantae; Streptophyta; Magnoliopsida; Fabales; Fabaceae. The transcript has a single exon. Gene Ontology annotation, molecular function: transmembrane transporter activity. Gene Ontology annotation, biological process: transmembrane transport. The record is from RefSeq and is a predicted model, not a curated record. Gene Ontology annotation, cellular component: membrane.
UGGAUUCCAAAUUCCCCAACCACAACUACGUCAUCAUUACAGUUUGCACCGUCUAAGGAUUUAGAUUCUUUCGUCUUUUCCUCUUUCAUUCUCAUCUUCUGCCUCUCAUUUAUUGCUUGGUAUCAUCUCUUUUGCUCUCUCUUACUUUAUCUGGUGAUUUUAUUUAACAAUUAACAUCGUACCUCUACUAUGUAUCAGUACAAAAUGACUAACUGAUUCAAGUUUUCCCUUCACUUUCCGAUUUUUUGAAUGGAAACUUUGCUGGUAAAUUUCUCAAAGCUAUUGUCUUAUCUGGUUUUUUUAUUUGAUUUCCUUCGAAAUUUAUGACAUCUUUGAGUUUAAUGGGGUGGUUCAAUGGUGGUGAGUAUGCGCGUAUUGAGGAGUUAUCUUCCCCAAGGGAAAAUCACACAAGGAAAAUCUCUGUUCUUCCUCUAGUAUUUCUCAUAUUCUAUGAGGUUUCUGGGGGACCCUUUGGGGUUGAGGACACUGUGCAUGCAGCAGGUCCUCUAUUAGCCCUUUUGGGGUUCUUGGUUUUUGCAGUCAUAUGGAGUGUUCCUGAGGCUCUAAUUACUGCUGAGAUGGGUACAAUGUUUCCUGAGAACAGUGGUUAUGUGGUUUGGGUCUCUUCUGCCCUGGGUCCCUUUUGGGGUUUUCAGCAAGGUUGGAUGAAAUGGCUAAGUGGGGUGAUUGACAAUGCUCUGUACCCAGUUCUAUUUCUUGACUAUUUGAAAUCUGGAAUCCCUGCAUUGGGGAGUGGGGUUCCCAGAACUAUUUCAACUUGGGGCUUAACUGUGGUUCUCACUUGCUUGAACUAUAGGGGUUUAACCAUUGUGGGAACUGUUGCUGUUUUUUUAGGUGUUUUCUCACUCCUUCCUUUUGUGGUCAUGGGUUUCUUGUCAAUUCCAGACUUGAAACCUUCAAGAUGGUGUGUGGCAAAUCUUGAUGAUACUGAUUGGAAUUUGUAUUUGAAUACUUUGUUUUGGAAUCUCAAUUAUUGGGACUCUAUUAGUACUCUUGCAGGAGAAGUGGAAAAUCCAAGGAGAACUCUUCCCAGGGCUCUAUUUUAUGCUUUGAUCCUUGUAGUUCUGGGAUAUUUCUUCCCUCUUUUGAUUGGCACUGGUGCUGUUCCCCUCAACAGGGAGUUAUGGACUGAUGGGUACUUCUCAGAUAUUGCUGAGAUUGUUGGAGGAGUGUGGUUGAGGUGGUGGCUUCAGGCUGCUGCUGCAAUGUCAAACAUGGGAAUGUUUGUUGCUGAAAUGAGUAGUGACUCUUUCCAGCUUCUAGGAAUGGCUGAGAGGGGCAUGUUACCAGAGUUCUUUGGCAAGAGGUCUCGUUAUGGAACUCCAAUAAUAGGAAUACUGUUUUCUGCAUCUGGUGUGAUUUUACUCUCAUGGCUGAGUUUUCAAGAGAUUGUCGCUGCUGAAAAUUUCUUGUACUGUUUUGGGAUGAUUUUGGAGUUUGUAGCAUUCAUAUUGUUGAGGAUGAAGCAUCCAAACGCAUCUAGACCUUACAAAAUUCCUGGGGGAAUAGCUGUAGCAGUUGCUAUCUGCAUUCCUCCGACAAUUUUGAUUUUUGUUGUGCUGGCUUUAUCCACCAACAAAAUACUGCUUAUAAGCCUCAUUGCCGUAGUGAUAGGCCUUGUGAUGCAACCUUGUCUCAAGGUUCUGGAAGAAAGGGGAUGGCUUAAAUUCUCAGUUAGGUAUGAGCUCCAGGAUCUUCACAAUCAAGACAGCAUUCCCUUUUUUGUAGGUUAGAGUUGUCUUGUGAAAAGAAAAUUACUUAAUGAACAGAAUCUGAAUUUGAAAUGCUACAUCUCAGAAUUAGAAUGUUGUAACAAGUAUAUUUAUUUUUGGUUUAAUGUAUCAAUAAGUUCUUAUUUUUGUA